CCGUUAGUCGUCAUCAUCAGAUCUAAACAAAUAACAAAUGAGCACCGAGUUUUUCAUGCUCUUAUCUCUUCAUAUUUAAAUAGAGUUCUUCCGAUUCCGUGAAAACAAAGUUGUUAAUUUUAAGAUUUCUAUUUCAUUUGUGUUUUAUAACUACUGAAUUGUCUAUAAUGUCUGGAAAUGUGCUUAAUUUUAAUGUCGGUAUUCUUGGUCACAUUGAUAGUGGUAAGACAUCACUUUCCAAAGCACUAAGCACAGUUGCGUCAACAGCAUCGUUUGAUAAAAAUCCUCAAAGUCGAGAAAGAGGUAUCACAAUAGAUUUAGGAUUUUCUUCUUUUAAUGUGCCUGUGCCAGAUCAUAUAAAAAGCGACAACCCUUCACUUGAAACACUGCAAUUUACUCUAGUGGAUUGUCCUGGCCAUGCAUCUCUUAUUCGGACAAUCAUUGGUGGAGCGCAAAUUAUUGACAUGAUUAUGCUGGUAGUGGACGUCACUAAAGGUAUUCAAACUCAAACCGCUGAGUGUUUGAUUAUAGCUGAAAUAACCUGUAAUCACAUGAUUGUUGUUUUAAACAAAAUCGAUCUUAUUGCUGCCGAUAAAAGAGAACAAACAAUCCAAAAAAUGUCCAAAAAGAUUAUGAAGACACUAGAAAAAACCAAAUUUAAGGAUACUAAUAUAAUUGCUGUGGCCGCAUCACCAAAUGAUACAGAAACAGCUUUGGGUAUCAGUAAUCUCAUUGAUACUCUUAGAAGUAAGGUAUUUAUUCCUUUGCGUUCUGAUAAGGAUCCUUUUAUUUUUGCCGUAGACCACUGUUUUGCUAUAAAGGGUCAAGGUACUAUAAUGACUGGUACUAUUCUUCAAGGUAGUGUAUCUGUAUCAGAUCACAUAGAAAUACCAUCAAUUAAAGAAACUAGGAAAGUUAAAAGUAUUCAGAUGUUUAAAAAGCCUGUUACUAAAGCCAUGCAAGGUGAUAGAGUCGGGAUAUGUGUCACCCAAUUUGAUGCAAAGCUUCUAGAACGAGGAGUGAUAUGUGCUCCCGGAUAUAUGGAAGCAGUUGAUGCAGCAAUUGUAUCUGUUGCUAAAAUUCCAUAUUUUAAAGGAAAUUGUACAACGAAUUCUAAAUUCCACGUCAGCAUUUUACAUGACACCUUAAUGGCAAAAUGUUCAUUUUUCGGUCUGUUAGAUUGUGAUUCAGAUUGUAGUGCUGAUACUUUUAAUUAUAAUUUAAAUUAUGUUCAUCUUGAUAGCAUAGAACCUAAACUAACUGAGGAGAAGGAUACAAAGCAGAACGCUGAAUCAAUAUUUGCUCUUCUGCAGUUUGAUAGAUCGGUUAUUUUGAAUGAAAAUAGCACAUACAUUGCUUCAAGACUCGAAACCGAUAUUCAUGCUAACUUGUGUAGGUUAGCAUUCCACGGUAAAAUAUUAUCAGCUCGUAAAUCAGAUACUGAAAUUUUCAGCAGUUUGAAAGUAUAUAAUGAAAAAAUGAAAGAAGGAGUUGUGGACAGGAUGGUGAAUGAUUAUCAAGUCAUUGUGCGUGACCUCUUUAAAAAAGAGACAAAUAUACAAAUUUUUAUCAAUUUGAAAGUGACACUUUCUACGGGAGAAGCGGGUGUUAUUGAAGGUUCUUUCGGACAGAGUGGAAAGGUUAAUGUUCGCAUACCAAAUGGGCUAAACACCGAUACUAAAAGCCAACUCAGUCAACAAAAAAAGGAUAAAACAAUUCAGAAUAACCCUAUUAGGGUAACUUUAAAAUUUAAAAAGUUUUUAUAUGGUACAAAGAAAAAUAUUUUCCAGACUUAAUUUUA
This is a messenger RNA of Parasteatoda tepidariorum (common house spider), 1801 nucleotides long. RefSeq names its product eukaryotic translation elongation factor, selenocysteine-specific (gene eEFSec). Lineage: Eukaryota; Metazoa; Arthropoda; Arachnida; Araneae; Theridiidae. The record is from RefSeq and is a predicted model, not a curated record. Gene Ontology annotation, biological process: selenocysteine incorporation. Gene Ontology annotation, molecular function: translation elongation factor activity; GTPase activity; GTP binding.